Molecule: messenger RNA, 867 nt
Organism: Drosophila bipectinata
Lineage: Eukaryota; Metazoa; Arthropoda; Insecta; Diptera; Drosophilidae
Source: RefSeq, a predicted model, not a curated record
UUAGUUCCUACUCCUCUGGAAGAUACCUUUUUGUCACCAACCAAAAUGAGUUUUUUAAACAACAGAGAAUUCAUUUGUAACGUGUCUUACAAAUUGGACCCAGCCGGAUUUAUAAUGGCGCGCGUUACCCACAAAACUGAGAUUAAAGCCUACGAUAAUGAAACUUCAGGAAAAGUUUUCCUUAUUUACUUGCAGGAUGAAACUGGUGAAAUAAUUGCCACUGUUUUCAACGACUUGUGCAAUACUUUCUUCAACCAAAUUGAAACUGAUCAAGUCUACAUAUUCGAGCAUUUUGAGGUGAACGACGCAAAAAAGGAAUACAUUUUAGUGCCUCAUCCUUUCACUAUAAACUUUUUGAAAUGUACCAAGGCAUUCCCUAUUGGACCCAUUAUCAACUCCAUUCCUGGAACAACUUACAAUCUGAAAAGCAUUUCGGAGAUUUAUGAAAAGCCUAAAGGCGACGCUGUUGAUACCAUUGGAAUUUGCACCGAGGUCGGCGAAUUGAUCGUCGUUGGGGACUAUCAUAUCCGUGAAAUUGAACUAAUGGACUAUGACGAUUAUGAUGGAGUGAUUAUUUUGACCUUAUGGAAUGAGGCGGCCAAAGAAUUUAACGGUAAAAAGAACGAUGUCAUUUUGGUUAAAGGGGCUCGUAUUAAGGAGCACAAUGAGGUGAAGAAAAUAAACUUGGAUUGGUACGCUAAAAUGAAAAUAAAUCCAAACUUACCAGAAGCCAAAAGUCUUAUAGAGUGGUAUAAUCAUUUAUAAAUAAAACAAGCUAAACAAAUACAUUUCUGUUGAAACAAACGAUAUUUAAUUGUCGAAAAAUACUUGUAAUACAAACAAUAAAUAAAUAGUAAAAAGAAUUAA